UUUUUUUUUUUUUUAUAAAGUAAUCAAUUUACAUGGCGACUAGACCUUAUUUUACUUUUUAUUAAAAACCAUUAUAUCGAAAAUAAAAGAGUAGCACAACACUACAAACAAGACUGAAACUUAUCUUAGUCCUUAAAUAACUUUCUGACUACAAAAGCCAUACCGAGUUUGAACAUUACCACCUUUCACUUCUUUUCUGUUCAUUUCGACAAAGAAAAAAAAAAAACCUUAUUUUGUAUAUAUCAUCAAUGAACUCGACUUUAAAUUAUACCAAUGCUACUGAGCUUCUCGAACAAGGAAAAGAUAAGGAUGCAUAUGCGGCCUUUCUUUCUGUCGUUGAACUUUCGACUCAACAACUUCACGGGGUCAAGUUUGUACAUCAAACCAUUAUAUCUAAACCAAGUCAAUAUGAGGAUUCCAUGGCGUUACUUCGUUCUUGCCUUGAUCAAUUAGAAAAAAUAGCUAUCCAAAAAUUGCCUGGCGCAAUUCAGUCUACUACGAAAACCAAAUCUCCGCCUCCUGUUCCACCAAAACCUUCUCUUAUUCACCAAAAGCCGACAAUUCCACCUAGGCCGAAAAAGGUCAUUACACCAAAUGAUAUCAAUGUGAGUAAAAGAUCAAGAGGAAACUCUGUUAGUUUUGCUGGUGUACAACAAAACACAAUUAUUGAGAAUGAUGAAUUGCCAGAAACUAUAAAUAAAACAGAUGAAACAGGAACAGUCAUGAUAGAAGAAGAUGAUGACGAUGAUGACGAUGUAGUAAUAGAAUUUGAAAACACUAAAUCACCAAAGAGACCAUCUACCAUAAAUAACACGGUUCCGCCGGCAUUACCAGCGAGAACAACGAGAGGAAGAAGUAAAUCCUGGGUAGUCUCCAGUAACUCGACAUCUAAAAGAAAUUCAAUCGAUGUCUUGUUGGAAACUGUUGUUGACCCAUCAAAUCUUGUGCCUGCGCAAACAAACACAGGAGACAGUUUAGCGAUACCAAACACAUCUCAAACAACAGAUUAUGUUCCAAAUAUUCCUGCACCACCGCUAUUGGCUACUCAUCGUAGACUACAUCAACGUUUAAAUGAACUUGAAACGGAUUUGGAGAACUGCAAAGAAGCUGAAGGGUUUCUAAGAUCAGAAAGAAAUCAUAAAGUAGUAUGUGCAAGACAGACUUUGGAAAAAGUGCGUACGUUAUAUAUGAGUGCAAUGACUAUCCCGGAUAUAUUACAAUUCCCACCACAUUUAACUGCUUAUCAGUUAACUAUCAUCGAAUCUUCGAUUUUUCGGGUUAUACCUCGCCAAGCAUUAUUGUCUCACUCUGGUCGCACUCCUCACCGAAAAAUAGUUGCGUCAACUGAUUUUUUUAAUUUCAUGACAAGAUCCAUUGAACAUUCGAUUUUAUUACCCCAAGAAGCAUCAAAGAGAGCCGAAAUUAUUCACAGGUGGAUCAAAAUCGCAACCAAAUUAUUAUCUCUUAACAAUUACCAAACUUUAAAGGCCGUUAUUUCAGCUUUAGGUACUCCUCCUGUACAAAGACUAAAAAGGACUUGGGAAUGUAUACCCAAGAAGAGAAUGGCAAGCCUCGAGCUGCUUUCGACCUUGAUGUCGGAAACAGACAACUACCAAAGAUAUCGCGAACAUGUUGGUUUAGAAAAGAACAGGCUUUGGUCUAAACCUGUCGUGCCAUUUCUUGGUGUAUUUAUUCAUGAUAUAACCUAUAUUCAUGCUGCUUGUAAAGGAAAUAUUGAUGAUUCACGUAUACAAGAUGUCUUGAACAAUGUCCAGCUCUUCCAAAAAGCACCAGAAUAUCCCCAUAUACCUCCAGCUUCUUUCAAUACCACAAAAAAGCAUUUAUUCCGUUCCUCAUUACAUUUUGGUUCAUCUUCCACCAAAAAUACAAAUCGGGUCACAACAGCUGCUCUUAUGGGUGAAGAUCAGAGGCAAGAAACUGAAACUGAAUUAGAGCAACAGUUGAUUGUGCAGUAUAUUCUCAUGAGAUCUUGGGUCAGCGAAAAAACUAUCGACGCUCUCAGUAAUUUACGUGAACCAUCAAAACCAAGACCUACAUCUCCUCCUAUAACAACGUCAGGCAGUUUUACCAGCCCAACCCGACCAAGUAGUAACGUAUUUAGCAUCAGUCCAAGUGUCAGUACAUCCACCAAUGCACCCCUGUCUCUCAUGACAAACUCAUCUAUCUUAUCAAAUAACGGACCUGCACUGAGUAGCACUAGUUCAUUUAUGAGAUUCAAUUCACUUACCAGCACCUCAAUCGAUGCACAUACAGAACCUCAUAUCACAUCCGAAGAAACCAAGAAGUCCCUGACUGGUUUCUGGCCAUUCAGAAAGAGCACCGACAUCAGUCGUAACAUAACGGAUUCAUCAUUGUUUGUACCUCAAGAGCAAAACUGGAGUGAGGAUGAAGACGAUGAAGAUGAUGAGAGCGAUAUUUCUAAUAAGCACGGGCAUGUUGUGUUUAGAGAAAAAUCAACUAUCGGAGCAACAAGAGGCCAUAACAGGUCCAUUUCACUGCCUGUUAAAUCCAUUUUGGUAUCAGACACGUAUAAAUAGGCGUUGUUUGUCUUUUGGUAAACUACAGUAAAGUUCUUAUAAAGAUUUACAAUAAACUUUAGCCUUAACUAGUUAAA
Molecule: messenger RNA, 2635 nt
Organism: Mucor mucedo
Lineage: Eukaryota; Fungi; Mucoromycota; Mucoromycetes; Mucorales; Mucoraceae
Product: ras guanine nucleotide exchange factor domain-containing protein
Exons: 4
Coding region: 249-2558 (769 amino acids)
Biological process (GO): positive regulation of GTPase activity; Ras protein signal transduction
Cellular component (GO): plasma membrane
Molecular function (GO): guanyl-nucleotide exchange factor activity
Source: RefSeq, a predicted model, not a curated record